GGUGUUUCCCAAGAGCACGCCCCUCCCUGCGAUUCCUGUUGGUACACCAGACCAUUGAAACCCUGAUAUAUACCCACCCUUCGUUCUCCAUGGAUUCUAGAACGCGAAUGCGCACUUCUUCUGAAAGACCAAAGAACUUCUUAAAUUUUCUGUUUUCCUGAAUAACUCCAUGAGGAUUUUUAAUAAGUAAAUCUUUCUAGGCCUCUAGCGCGUACCUUUAAGCGGCCUGGAAACAUUGCAAGCAGCCGAAGAGGAGCGAGUCUGAAGCAGAAAUCCUUUCGGGAGGUCUGCCCACUAAAUCGCCUAACCCUCGCCAGCCUCGAGUGUAAAAUGCACACCUAAUACCGCGGCGAUGGUACUUGGGGAUGGCGAGGAUUGUAAUAGACCGCCCAGGGGAGUACGUAGGGCGGCGGACCACGGGCAGCGAGGGGACGCGAGCGCUCGCCAGAGAGCCAGGGGCCCCCGGCCCCCGCGCGCGGUCUGAGCGCGCCCGGCCGUGCGGAGGGUGCGUGUGCGCGCGGGGCGGGAGAGUCGGCAGCCGCACGCGAUCGAGUUGGGAACGCGCAGCGCGCGGAAGGUAAGAGUGAGGAGGGGUCUAAGGGCAGCCCUGAGGUUUGGGAGAUCCCGGGCCGGGUGGAGAGCUCGGCCUUGGGACUCGCUGUUCCGGGGACGUGCCCUCUGGGACACUGGGACCUGAACGGCCAGACCCAGAGGACGGCUGGGCGGUGCCGCCCACUCCUUCGGCCCUCUCCUGGAGAGCUGCUGGCGUAGCGGGACGAGUGGCCAAGCCCUAGGAUUGGGGCCUCCAGGACGAACAGAUGCUCCACCCUGAGAUGCAAGAUUUGAGUUUGCAGUCCUCAACUGGGAACAACUUUGUGGUUUAGCUUUCCCCAGGCGACUUAGGCAGAGUCCCCAGCAAAUCUGUUUUGAUUAAAGCAUGGGAUACAGAAAACAACAAAGAACUUCAGCUAGUGCUUUGGCCUCAUCUGAAAUGUUACAGUUUUCCUAGCGUCUUCGGAUCCGGCUGUCCUGUUGCCUCUUCCCACAGGCUGCUGUGUCAUGGCAUUCUCUCAGAGAGCCCGCCCCUGAGUGCAAAGAAAUUUCAAGCAUAUUACUACUGAGUGUUCAGUUGGUGAAAUAGAAGGUCUUUCACUCGGAGAAAAAUAAAUCAAGAAGAAGAACCUGAGCCACGUAUUUCUGAGCUGCUGUGGAUGGCCCUGGCCCCCUUGACCACCCUUCCCAGUAGGAUGUCACUGAGAUCCCUCAAAUGGAGCCUCCUUCUGCUGUCACUCCUGAGCUUCCUUGUGAUGUGGUACCUCAGCCUGCCGCAGUACAAUGUGAUAGAACGUGUCAACUGGAUGUACUUCUAUGAGUAUGAGCCAAUUUACAGGCAGAACUUUCGCUUCACCCUUCAAGAGCGUUCAAACUGCUCUCAUCAAAACCCGUUUCUUGUCAUCCUGGUGACCUCACACCCCUCAGAUGUGAAAGCCAGACAGGCCGUUCGGGUUACUUGGGGUGAAAAAAAGUCUUGGUGGGGGUAUGAGGUUCUUACGUUUUUCUUACUAGGCCAGCAGGCUGAGAGGGAAGACAAAGUGUUAGCAUUGUCCCUGGAGGAUGAACACCUUCUUUAUGGGGACAUAAUACGACAAGACUUUUUAGACACGUAUAAUAACCUGACCUUGAAAACAAUUAUGGCAUUCAGGUGGGUAACUGAGUUCUGCCCCAAUGCCAAGUACAUCAUGAAGACAGACACUGAUGUUUUCAUCAAUACUGGCAAUUUAGUAAAGUACCUUUUAAAUUUAAACCAGUCAGAGAAGUUUUUCACAGGUUAUCCUCUAAUUGAUAAUUAUUCCUAUAGAGGAAUCAUUUACCAAAAACACCGCAUUUCAUACCAGGAGUAUCCUUUCAAGGUGUAUCCUCCUUACUGCAGUGGGUUCGGUUAUAUAAUGUCCAGAGAUUUGGUGCCAAAAAUCUAUGAGAUGAUGAGUCACGUAAAACCCAUCAAGAUCGAAGAUGUUUAUGUUGGGAUCUGUUUGAAUCUAUUAAAAGUGGACAUUCAUAUUCCAGAAGACACAAACCUUUUCUUUAUAUACAGGAUCCAUUUGGAUGUCUGUCAGCUCAGACGUCUGAUUGCAGCCCACGGCUUUUCUUCCAAGGAAAUUAUCACAUUUUGGCAGGUUAUGCUAAGGAACACCACCUGCCAUUAUUAAUUUGACAUUCCACCAAAAACGGAGAGGAGGACAGGACGCUUGGUGGAGAGUGUCAGAGCUGGUGCUACAAAACCUUCGAUGGGAAGCUCGUGGGAAGGGCACUCUCCGGCCCACACGGAACUGAAACUCACGGAGAGCCCGUGGUCUAGACAUUACACAGUCACCCUCUGCUUGUGUUAUAUUUGGACAGUAAUCCAAAUCAGGCCCUUUGAAGAUGAUGUUGAGGAGAACUGAACAAAGUGUUUUGUUAAUAGGACCAAGCAAUUAGAACGUGUCAUUCUAUAGAACUUCUUAAAAGGGUUUCAUUUCAAUUAUAAGCUCAUUUAGUUCAUAAGAACAAAGCAAUGUGGAACUUUAUUUAUUGAAUAGUCUCAUUAUUCAAGGUUUUGUGUAUCUCUUAUGUGGAUUACCAAUAUUUAAAAAUAUAUAGUUCUGUAUAAAAAACUUAGAGUUAUACCAAACAAAAUUUCAUCUGUUUUGGUCAUUCAGGAAGUAUUUCAACAUGUGACAGUAUUUCAGAGUUAACAAUUACAAUUAUUAUUUAAUAUUGCUUAGAACUUUCUGGCUAUUUAAGUGUUAUGGUUGUUUCAAUACUGUAUGAACACAAUAGUGAACCACCUUUGCAUUUGGACUCUUUUUCCCUUACUUCACUGAUGAGUUAUUCAUGGCUUCAUUAAUGUAAGGUCAUUACUGUGUAUCCGUAAGCUCUUUGACUUCGAUAAACAUUUUACCGUGGUAAUAUAGAGAAGAAGUAAAGGAAGAUCUGAAUUAUUGUCCUGUUUUUAAAAAUACAAUCCCCAAUGUUUUUAAAUGUCACUUCGUCAGUCUCCUGUUCCGCCUGGGAAUUAGCAACAAUAUACAGAACGCCAGGCAGCGUGUUUCCUUUUGGGAAGGACUCCAGGCACACACAGCCCGAAGGCAACGAAGAGAGAGCUGCGUGCCAGUGCUGAGGCCGGAAAGGGGAGACUGGAGGUUUGAGUUGGUCACUAAUCUGCUUCACGUGUUUUCUCUAACAAUCGGUUUGAAAAUAAAGAGAGGAAAAAAACCAGUGCUGCUUCAUUGUUACUAGUUUCACCUCAAGAGGAAAGCCCUCGUGUGGUCUGAAAACAUCUGAUUUUCCUGUUGUGUAGGAGCACAUUUAUUUUUCCAUGGGAUGUAUCUUCUUGUUGGAUCUACUACUCACAGGUCAAAGAGGAGCACUCCUUGCCCCAUAUUUUUGGGAUUGUGCAGUUUCCUAUUAUGACUGAUACGGGACCACGGAUUCCUUUUUUUCUGGAUUACGUGAUGGCAAACAAUCAUAUCCUUUGGGAGAAAAUAGAAACUUGAAAGUCUGUAGUCAGCUCUAAGACACAGAUAUUUGAAACUCUUCCAUAAGAGAAAUUUGCAACUAGAACUGUUAUAAUGUGUGAUUCUCUAAAAAGGCUAUUUCCAUUUUCCUGGUCUCAGGCCUGACCCAGUUAUAAUAAAACCAAUUAAAUG
Phyllostomus discolor (pale spear-nosed bat) is the source of this 3689-nucleotide messenger RNA. RefSeq names its product beta-1,3-N-acetylgalactosaminyltransferase 1 (globoside blood group) (gene B3GALNT1). Gene Ontology annotation, molecular function: N-acetyl-beta-D-glucosaminide beta-(1,3)-galactosyltransferase activity. The transcript has 6 exons. Gene Ontology annotation, cellular component: membrane. NCBI's taxonomy places the organism in Eukaryota, Metazoa, Chordata, Mammalia, Chiroptera, Phyllostomidae. The record is from RefSeq and is a predicted model, not a curated record. The coding region runs from base 1212 to 2210 and encodes 332 amino acids.